Sphenostylis stenocarpa is the source of this 555-nucleotide messenger RNA. The record is from the annotation of a GenBank genome assembly. NCBI's taxonomy places the organism in Eukaryota, Viridiplantae, Streptophyta, Magnoliopsida, Fabales, Fabaceae.
AUGGAGGGUGGCAACAGCAACAACAUCAACCCUGAGGACUUGGCGGUGGGAUGCUUGUUGUCGAUCAGGACAACGUUGGGCGACGAAUUCGAAGGCCAGGUUGUCACCUUCGAUCGCCCCUCCAACAUCCUCGUGCUCCAGGAACCUUCCAAACCAGGCCCUCGUCGAAACAUUAGGUUGCUAAAGGCUAAUUACAUAAAAGACUUCACCUUUCUUGGCCAGGCCGAAGACCCACUUGAUCCCACCAACUGCUUCCUUGACCUCGCCGCUCUCCAAGCUAGGGAAGAAGUAGCCAUCAGACAAGCAGAGGCUGAUGCUGAGAGGAUUGGUGUUGGUGUUACCGGCGAGGCGCAGAGCAUCUUCGAUGCUUUGUCCAAAACGCUUCCAGUCCGCUGGGACAAGACAGUCAUAGUUGUGAUGAAUGAGGUGCGCGUCAGCAGUCCUUAUCACCCUGAAUCUGUUGUUGGAGGUACUCCUGCUGCAAAUGAACGGGUGAAGAAAGUGCUUGAGUUUGAGAGGAAGAGGUUGCAACUUCGCAGUUCUGGUGGUCACUAA